Molecule: messenger RNA, 465 nt
Organism: Cylicostephanus goldi
Lineage: Eukaryota; Metazoa; Nematoda; Chromadorea; Rhabditida; Strongylidae
Source: the annotation of a GenBank genome assembly
AUGAAAAACACAUUGCUGUUUGUAGAUGAAAUCAAAUAUGGGCAACAAUGUGCGUUGUUCUCCACUACAAACGCUACAUUUACUGACAAGACUGUGAAGUUAUGGAUAGAUGGCCAACCAGUUGAGUCGAAGACCAACGACUGGCUUGACCUUACCAAUCCCGCCACAAACGAAGUGAUUGCUCGGAUUCCAAAGUCUACAAAAGCAGAAAUGGAAGCCGCAGUUCAAUCAUGCAAGAGUGCAUUCGAAUCGUGGAAGAAAGUCUCACCAAUACAUCGACAGGAGACUCUAUUCAAACUUCAAAGCUUGAUCAAACGUGACAUGAAGAAACUUGCUCAAAAUAUCACUGAAGAGCAAGGAAAGACUCUGCCUGACGCUGAAGGAGAUGUUAUGAGGGGGCUACAGGUCGUUGAACAUGCUUGCAGUGUGCCGUCACUCAUGCUCGGAGAAACACUUCCAAAGUAG